Lingula anatina is the source of this 1396-nucleotide messenger RNA. RefSeq names its product solute carrier family 25 member 3. Gene Ontology annotation, biological process: mitochondrial phosphate ion transmembrane transport. NCBI's taxonomy places the organism in Eukaryota, Metazoa, Brachiopoda, Lingulata, Lingulida, Lingulidae. Gene Ontology annotation, cellular component: mitochondrial inner membrane. The record is from RefSeq and is a predicted model, not a curated record. Gene Ontology annotation, molecular function: phosphate transmembrane transporter activity.
AUGAUAAAGUCCUUCGUUGAGACGGAUAGGAGCAGUCCCUUUGCCAGUCCGAUAAGACACGCACAAUGUGAGGUCCCGGAGACCACAGAGAGCGUAGAAAACACUACGAGCUCUCCACCGGUUACGGUUAAACAACAAGUCUCGGCCGAGCCUGUAGAGACAUACAGUUGUGAGUAUGGAUCGCUGAAGUUCUUCGCCCUGUGUGGCUGGGGUGGCAUCCUCAGCUGCGGGACAACCCAUACAGCCCUGGUCCCCCUGGACAUGGUCAAGUGCCGGAUUCAGACAGAUCCGGCUAAAUAUGGCGGCAUCAUCAACGGAUUCAGGGUGUCCCUGAAGGAGGACGGGAUGAGAGGCUUAGCGCGUGGGUGGGCACCCACGUUUUUCGGGUAUUCAGCUCAAGGUCUUGGGAAAUUUGGGCUCUAUGAAGUGUUUAAGUCUCUGUACUCUGGUGUGCUUGGGGAGGAAAGAUCAUACGUAUGGAGGACAUCUCUCUACCUGGCUGCCAGCGCCUCUGCCGAGUUCUUCGCCGACAUCGCUCUCUGCCCCAUGGAAUCUGUGAAGGUCAGAAUUCAAACACAACCUGGCUGGUCAACCACACUGAGAGAGGGAUUCCCAAGGAUUAUGAAGGAGGAGGGGUUGAAUGGAUUUUAUAAAGGCUUAGUACCACUGUGGGCUCGUCAGAUUCCCUACACCAUGAUGAAAUUUGCCUGCUUUGAGAGGACGGUGGAAGCUCUGUAUAAAUAUGUCGUGCCCAAACCUCGUUCUGAAUGCACUAAACCAGAGCAGUUGGUGGUCACAUUCAUUGCCGGCUAUAUUGCUGGUGUAUUCUGUGCCAUUGUUAGUCACCCAGCCGACACCAUCGUAUCAAAACUUAACCAAGCAAAGGGAAGCAACUUUGUGGAGGUGGCCAAGAGCCUUGGGCUGCUAGGCAUGUGGAAAGGACUUUUCCCGAGGAUUAUAAUGAUUGGUACACUAACUGCGUUGCAGUGGUUCAUCUACGAUUCGGUCAAAGUCUAUUACAGGCUGCCACGCCCACCUCCACCAGAGAUGCCGGAGAGCCUCAAAGCCAAACUUGCUGCACAAGGGAAGCUUUGAUGAUUUAGGACUUAAUUUAGAAAGUUGUUUAAUGAACGAAGUUUUUUUAAUAAAUGUUUUACAGAAGUCAAUUUGGACUGUAGGGUGAGACUAAUAAGCAGCGGAGUAUGUGGAAAAAUUUGUAGUAACAGCUUUAUUUGAGUUUCAGGCAGAAAACACGUGUUUUGACAUUGGUUUUGUUCCAUAAGUCGGGUAUAAUGUCCAAAAGGCAAACUUGGAGCUUGUAUUUUUCAAUUGUCAAUUCAUCACUGUAUUGUGAACUUUGAAAACAGCUGCACGUUAAAAGGUUAAGUCACCAGCA